Cetraspora pellucida is the source of this 405-nucleotide messenger RNA. NCBI's taxonomy places the organism in Eukaryota, Fungi, Glomeromycota, Glomeromycetes, Diversisporales, Gigasporaceae. The record is from the annotation of a GenBank genome assembly.
AUGGUGGCUGCUGCUUCUGAAAUUAGAAUAGAAAGCCUUAGCUCUUCCAAAUUUAAGAACAACAUUUGUACCCAGCCUGUUAGGAUUUGUAGAAUCCUAGAGGAAUUUGCAGUGAAGAUGUCUGGCCAUCCACAUCCAUUUAUAAAGAAAUUGUCUAAAAAGAAAAAGAAAUUAGUAAAGGACUUAGUGUUUCCUUUUUACAAGGCAAAAGCUGAUAAAUAUUGGAGUUUUUACACAACCUUUUGUAAGAAACUUAGAAAGAAAGAUUUCAGGAAAUCUCUAGUAGUAACACAGGUGAUAAAAGCAAUAAAAAAGAAGGUUUCAAAUGAUAAGACACCUAAUUGGCUAUGUGACCCAUUACUGAUUGUGGAAUUAAGACAUUACAUAGACAUAUUACCUUUUUAA